UGUUCUACCGGAGAGAUGUAUAAAAGUCGUCUCCGCUGCAGUUCUACCAUCAGUCGCUCAUCAGCCACAGAACAAUCAAAUCAAAUCAACAUGAAAUUCAUCAUCCUCGUCGCCGUCGCCCUCGUGGCCGUCGCCUCCGCCCUCCCCGUAGAAGAGCCUGAGAAAACCGUCAAGUCCAACUUUGAUGUCAACCCCGAUGGAGAAUACAACUUUGGCUUCGAGACCGAGAAGGGCAUCAACCGCCAAGAAAGCGGUCAACUGAAGACUGUCGUUGACGCUGAGAACAAACCCCAAACCGUCGUCGUAGUCCGUGGCUCUUACAGCUACACCGACAACGAAGGCAAGGUUGAGACCAUCAACUACGAAGCUGACGAGGAAGGUUACCGCGCCCAGGGAGCUUCCAUCCCCGUCGCCCCCGUCGCCAGGAGAUAAGCUACCACCGACCACUUAUUGAUUAAUAAUCGAUUGAUUCUUCUACGUGACAAUUAAUCGGUUGUUCAUCAGUUAUUCUAUAUCGUGACUUUGAUAACGGAUACCAGAACGAUUACUAUGACACAGGAGCAUGCAGCAACCAUUAUCUGCAUGCGUGGUCUUUUUUCUUGCCUUUUGCCAUCUUAGUCAAAUAAGGCUGUUGUGCUCUAAUAGUGUAAUUCGUACUGUAAAUAAACUAGUUUAAAUUUCA
Trichoplusia ni (cabbage looper) is the source of this 682-nucleotide messenger RNA. RefSeq names its product larval cuticle protein 1-like. The record is from RefSeq and is a predicted model, not a curated record. NCBI's taxonomy places the organism in Eukaryota, Metazoa, Arthropoda, Insecta, Lepidoptera, Noctuidae. The coding region runs from base 16 to 432 and encodes 138 amino acids. The transcript is spliced from 3 exons. Gene Ontology annotation, cellular component: chitin-based extracellular matrix. Gene Ontology annotation, molecular function: structural constituent of chitin-based larval cuticle.